Molecule: messenger RNA, 6016 nt
Organism: Wyeomyia smithii (pitcher-plant mosquito)
Lineage: Eukaryota; Metazoa; Arthropoda; Insecta; Diptera; Culicidae
Product: homeotic protein spalt-major
Exons: 5
Coding region: 830-4618 (1262 amino acids)
Biological process (GO): regulation of transcription by RNA polymerase II
Cellular component (GO): nucleus
Molecular function (GO): RNA polymerase II cis-regulatory region sequence-specific DNA binding; DNA-binding transcription factor activity, RNA polymerase II-specific
Source: RefSeq, a predicted model, not a curated record
CGUACGAGUAAUCGGUUCCUUUGUCGCUACUAUGUGGAAGUUUGUUUAGUAAUGUUUUGUAGUUUACGGAAACGCGAUCGCUGUUAAGUGUGAAAUCAACGUGGUUGGUAGCGAGAGAGCAGAUUUUUGACACACGAGAUAUUUUUCAUUCUUCUUUGUGUCACUCAGAAAAAAUCAUACCUCGAACAUAAAAAAUAAAGAGAAUUUCGACCGAGAUUCGAACUUCGAACGCUGCAUCAGAGUGAAGUGUAACAUUAUUUAUGUUUUUAUCGGCUCGUCCAUCAUACAUACCCGGGUGUACGUUAGUGCUGUCUCUCUCUUCCUCUACCUAUAUCUAUCUGUGUGUGUCUGUUUGUCUCGGACUCGAUUGAUUUUGACUUAUCGACCGAGCGAUUCGCUUAACAUAAAGUUUUAAUCAGCAGUUGCGCGAUGAUUGUUGAAUGAUGUGGUCGAAAACCACAAAUGCAGCCAAGUGAUACUCUUUUGAACAACAAGCGAAACAAUCAUUGUCAGUGCGUUCACAUUUGCUGCGGCGGUUAUGAGACGGAUCGUCAAUCUAUCAAUCGUCGGAAGUGAAUUAACAAGUAUUCGCAGAUAAAUUAGGAAAAUUGUACGGCGUAGAUUUUUUGUUUGUGUGCAAAGAAAAGAAUUUUUUUUCGUCGCAAUGCAAAAAGUGAUACAUAAUAAACAACAGAAAAUAGUGCAAUAAAUUUUCGUUCCGAUGCAUUGACGCAAGUGAGGAUAAUAUUCUUCAGUUUCAAUCUAUGACCAAAGAAAUCACCAAUUCAUGAAGCAAACGUUCCAAGCUUCAAACGGACACUGUUGAGCAAUGAUCCAGAUCGAUUCUGUUGGAUAUCCUAAAGUGAAAAAUGAUUCGGGUGCUGAAGAAGAUUUGACGGAAAAUGAUUGUAUUAAUAUUGACUGUAUAAUCACUAAACCGUCUGUAAAAUUAGUGUCGAAAAUGUCGGACGAGUUUGCUGAGAACGAUAACGGCAGACGAGAAGAGUUGAAUGAUCAUCAUCUUGCAGCACGUAAUCAACAACACGAUCCUGUCGAGUCUGGGCAUAACGAGGAUAAUUUAAGUGACGACGAAACUGCUGAUGAAGACUCCUACCGACACGAGGAUACCGCGGGCAACAAAAAGGUAGAUUUUGAGGACCACAGUUUCAGGCUUCACAGAAUGGCCGAAGAUCAGUCCGCGGUAAAUAUGGCUGGAUCCACGGCGGCUGCUGUAGCACUUGCUGCCGCUACAGCCGCGGCAGCAGCAGCUGCGGCAAAAAGUCCUACUCCUGCUUCUAGUUCGCAGAAUGAAUUCAAUCCCUCCGCAUUCUUCCCACCACCAGGACAAAUGUCGAUACAAGCUUUUCAGAAUGCAAUAGCUCAAUUCACCGCUAACGCAUUGGCUAACAAUAUGGAUAAUGACACAGUAGUGAAAAAUCUCGCAAUACUGCAAUCGGCACUGUUCACUCUUCAACAGCAACAAUUUCUACAGUUUCAAUUAAUUCAGCACCUCCAAUCUCAGCUUGUUAAAAAACAUACGACUAAGGAUGAGCCAUCCAAUGACUCUUGCAACACCUCUGUAUUUCAUCACACUAGCAAUAAUAGUAACAAUAACAACAACCGUAGUAAAAAGAAUGAGCCUCAAGAUUUACGGAAACAGGAACGGCCUGAUGAUGAUGAUGAAAUUGAAGAGGAAGGUAUAGAAGAUGCUUAUAGUAAGAGCUAUCAAAUGGUGAAUAUUAUGGCGGCUGCAGCCGCUGCUAGCACAGAGAAUCGUUCCGUUAUUCAUCCUGUUCCUGAAGAAGAUUUAAGGAAAUCAAAGGUUUCUGAAUCAUUCGUCGAAAAGAGACCUGCUUUAGAGUCUCCAAGCAUACUACCAACAACUACGGUAGCGUCUAGUGCUAGUACAUGCCUUACCACCUCGUCCCUUCCAACUACAACGCGCAGUAGUAUAUCCGAAAAAGAUGAAAUAUUACCAUAUCAGGAUUCGUGUUUCUCAUCUUUAGCGGCUAAUAUCAUAACUGAUCAUGCACCUUCAAUAAUGGGUGAACCAAAUUCACUUGCAAUGCUAGAGAAAAAAGCCCAAGAAGUGCUAAACUCCGCUUCACAGGGCAUUUUAUCAAAUAAUUUAUUAGAUGAACUCGCAUUCGCCAACGAUAAAUCCUCACCAAAUGGCCGAAACGAUGCAGCUUUGUUCAAACAUAGAUGUCGAUAUUGUGGCAAAAUAUUUGGAUCAGAUUCGUCGCUUCAAAUUCACAUCCGAUCCCAUACUGGUGAACGACCGUAUAAGUGCAAUGUUUGCGGAAGCCGUUUCACCACAAAAGGAAACCUCAAGGUUCAUUUCCAACGGCAUUCUGACAAAUAUCCUCACAUACCAAUGAAUCCAAAUCCAGUUCCGGAACAUUUGGACAAGUAUUUUCCACCAUUGAUUCCACAAGAAGCAUUGAAAGAGCAACAACAGCAGCAGCAGCAGCAGCAACAGCAGCAACAGCAAUCCCAACCUACUCCAUCCACGAUUCAACAAUCUGGACCUGCAGCGCAAUUUCCCAGCUUAGAACCACGAGGGUUUCCACAUAGAGCUUUUUUUCCUGAUUUUUAUUUACCUCGUCCGCCGCUAGAUAUGUUCAACAACUCUCUAAACGAACCGCCACGAAACCCUGUAGAUCUUUCUCAGGUAAAAAAGUCAGAGCCUCUGAGGGAGUCAUCGCCAGAUAUAAGGCCAGAAGUUGUAUUAAACGAUACACCACUAAUAAAACAAGAACCAAUGGAAGAGUCAAUAGAUCUUUCAGAAAAAUCAUCCAAGACUGUUCAAAGAGAGGUAGAGAAAGAAGAUGUAGAACAAGAUAAAGAAGAAAAUGCUAACCUCAAUAUUAGCACUAGCGAGAAGGAUUUUCCUUUAAAAUUAAAAAAUAACUCAGUUGAGAACUUGGCAACUGUUCCCUCUGUAUCACCUCCAUCAAGUUCUUCAUCGGGGUCUCUUUAUCAAGACACUGUAUUGGAUCCGUCUUUUUAUUCUGCGCAUCUGCCUCGACCAGAUAGUAAUGAUAGCUCAUGGGAAAACUACAUCGAAAUUUCAUCUGAAACGUCUAAACUGCAAGAGUUGGUCGACAAUAUAGAUAGUAAAACUUCUGAACCUAACCAAUGCUUAGUGUGUAAAAAGGUAUUAUCUUGCCGAAGUGCUCUUCAGAUGCACUAUCGAGUUCAUACUGGUGAACGACCUUUCCGAUGUAAAAUUUGUGGUAGAUCGUUUACCACUAAAGGUAAUCUAAAAACACACAUGAGUGUUCACAGGAUUAAACCACCAAUGCGAACGCUUCACCAAUGUCCCGUUUGCCAUCAGAAGUUUUCUAAUAUCUUCGUUCUUCAGCAACAUAUUCGGUUGCAUACAGGAGAGAUGACUGAUUUGACACCGGAUCAGAUUAAAGCUGCAGAAAUUAAAGAGUUCGAGGGUCCUGAUAUGAGACUGAACCCAUUUGGAGUAAGGUUGAAUGACUUUUCUGCAAGCAAUCAAAAUAAACGUGGACUGGAACACUCAGAUGAAGAGAAUGAUCAUGAUGGUCACGAAGAAAAGUUACACAAGGUACCAGUUAACGAGAAACUGAAAGUAAAAGUCGGUCUCACUUCACCUGCUAUUGAAAAUCAAGUUGAAGAUCUUCGUGCAAUGAAUUUGCAGCGAUUGUCAGUGCGAUCGUUGCCAAAUGACGAUUUUUCACGAGACUCUGCAUCAGCUAGUCCUAAUUCAUCGGAAGCAAAACGGCUAAGGUCAUCCAGUCCAAUUGGUUCCGUCUCAUCUAUGGUAUCAAUAAGAUCUCCUCUAUCCACGCCACCUAGUUCUGGUGGAGAACAACUGGGAGCUGGUGCUGCAGGAAGAGCAGCAGCAGCGGCUGCGGCUGUGGCAGCUUUUCCAUACGGGCCUCCAUUCCUUGGAAUGCCGCAAUUUCCACCGUUCAUCAAUCGACCACCUUUCUUAGGAAAUGUUCCAAUAGUACCACCAGGUGCCAACAUGCCACCCUUCGGACUGUUCGGCGUACGUGGAAAUACAACAACUUGUAAUAUUUGCUUUAAAACUUUCGCAUGUAAUUCCGCGCUCGAAAUUCAUUAUCGAAGCCAUACGAAGGAGCGCCCAUUCAAAUGCACAAUCUGCGAUCGAGGAUUCUCUACGAAGGGAAAUAUGAAACAGCACAUGCUCACACACAAAAUCCGUGAUAUGUUUGGCAGUUCGGGUGGCAAUUCAGGAGACGAGUCACGCACACAAACACCACCACAGGAUUCUAAUAAUUGUGGUAGUAAUUCCACGGGUGAAGGAUCAACCAUUGCGGCCAACAGUCGGUUUUCGCAGUCCUAUUCACCAGGGCCUAUAGAUGUAGGUACCGAUUAUUCUUCUGGAAGGAGAAAACGAGCACUUUCUCAAUCUGGGAGUUGUGAAAGCGCUUCACCCGCUACUACGAAACAGGAAAAGGAGAUUUCUGUUGAAGAACAGGGCUCCAACAGCCUGCACUCCAAUGGAUCAGAAAAUACCUCCAAUAAUAAUUACCAAGAAUUUAUAAAUAAAGAUGUGGACAUCAAAAAUUGGUGCCAAACAUUGAAAGAGAUGCCGGAGAACAUUGCUGCGAGUUGAUAAUCUUACAGAAGCAAACGUUUUGAUAACGCUAAUAGAUCCUGCAAAUCAAAGUAACUCAUUUGAAAAAUCAUUAAACCAUCCAAUCACUGUUGAGGUAGAUUCGAAGCUCUUUCAGGUUAGAGUGUGGCUUGUGCAUUGCAGUACAAGUGAAGAAACUAUUAAUCAAAUGCGCGAUCUCAGAUACAAUCCCUAUCUUCGUUUUAUUGAUGAAGUAAACCGAAUUUGUAUUUUUAAACAGGAAACAUCUAUUUUUGUAUAAAAUGUAACAUAUCAUCAAUCCUUUAUAUUAAUUGUUCAGAUAACAAACGAAAGUGGAGACGAAGACUAUUCAGGAAAAUGUAGAAUAAACACUGCACACAAUGCAUAUAGAAGACGUGGAAGUUAGAUUUGGAAUAUCUAUAGCCGACAAACAGAACAUAAGAAAGAUAAAAUCCUUAACUGUGGCAUGAUUCGGUGUAGUAAUUACGAAAUCCGCUGAUAGUGAAGAGUACGUAUUUUGUGACAUGAUGCUAUUUAACCAAUGAUGUAACACGAAUUCAAUCCCAAACACACUGAGACUGUAUAAUAAACGUUGAAUUGAGAUCUUAAUGUAAUUGUACGAAAUAACAGCAAAUCAGUGGAAGAACGAUAUGCAGAAAUUGACUAAAAGUUAGCUUCUGUUUGAAAAAUAUUUGCCUAUUUUAACGCCGAAAGAAAAUAGGAAAAUUGUUUUGUAUAGAUUAUGAAAAAACUAUUACACGAGCUCUAAAGCUCUUUUAAAAGUACUGGAUGUGCGUGUGUCACUGUAUGUAUGUACCUAUAAUAUCGUAACAACACAUUAUGCUUUAUGAAAGUCUAAAUCAAAUAAUUAUUUAAAGUAAAUUAUACAAAAAAUGAACAAAUAUUUGUAAAUGUAUAGUUCUUGAAGAUGAAGUAACAUACCGUAGGAAAUAAAUGGUAACAGAGAAAGAAAUAAACAUUCGGUCUGACUUGAGAUCUUUAUAAAAACGAAAUAAAAAAAGAAAACACUCCAAAAACCAGUUCUACCAGUUUAUAUUUAUCAAUCCCACAUGUUAUAACAACAUGUUUUAUUGUCAUUUUUAAAGGAGCUGCAGUCAUACAAAAAUCGAUCUUUGUAUAUAGCUUCAUGGGGCUGAUAGCAGCGUUUUUGGUAUCGCAUUCAUGUUCAUCUACUUAUUAAUUUAUACAGUUAAUCUAUUAGUUUUCCAUUCUGUUUUCCUUACAUGUAUACCAGAGAAAUGAAUUCUAAAUAAAAAAACUUUUUGUGAUAAUUUAUGUUAUUAGGUUUUACAUUUUAGGUAUUUAUAUUCUAUUUUAUGAUACUGUUUUUAUGGAGAAAGAUUGUGUAUAGCAGCAAAGACAGAAUGACAAAAUAAUAUACAAUUGCAAAAAUCA